GCGGCCGCUGCACUUCGGCCGGAGCGCUGCCCUGAGCCGGCCGGCCCAGCGAGCGGCGGGCGGGUGGGCGCCGCGGGCGCCAUGGAGCAGUGGCGGCAAUGCGGCCGCUGGCUCAUCGACUGCAAGGUCCUGCCGCCCAACCACCGGGUCGUGUGGCCCUCGGCCGUGGUCUUCGACCUGGCCCAGGCGCUGCGCGACGGCGUCCUCCUGUGCCAGCUGCUGCACAACCUCUCCCCCGGCUCCAUCGACCUCAAGGACGUCAACUUCCGGCCGCAGAUGUCCCAGUUCCUGUGUUUGAAGAACAUCCGCACCUUCCUUAAAGUCUGCCACGACAAAUUUGGACUCAGGAACAGCGAGCUGUUUGACCCCUUCGACCUCUUCGAUGUCCGAGACUUUGGGAAGGUCAUCUCUGCCGUGUCGAGACUCUCCCUGCACAACUUGGCUCAGAACAAAGGGAUCAGGCCCUUCCCCUCGGAGGAGACCGCGGAGAAUGAUGACGAUGUCUACCGAAGCCUGGAGGAACUUGCAGACGAGCAUGACGUGGGAGAGGACAUCUACGACUGCGUCCCGUGCGAGGAUGAAGGGGAUGACAUUUAUGAGGACAUCAUCAAGGUGGAGGUGCAGCAGCCCAUGAAAAUGGGCAUGACGGAGGACGACAAGAGAAACUGCUGCCUGCUGGAGAUCCAGGAGACGGAAGCCAAGUACUACCGGACCCUGGAGGACAUCGAGAAGAACUACAUGACCCCUCUGAGGCUGGUGCUGAGCCCGGCGGACAUGGCGGCCAUCUUCAUCAACCUGGAGGACCUAAUCAAGGUGCAUCACAGCUUCCUGAGGGCCAUCGACGUGUCCAUGAUGGCGGGGGGCAGCACGCUGGCCAAGGUCUUCCUGGACUUCAAGGAAAGGCUCCUGAUCUACGGGGAGUACUGCAGCCGCAUGGAGCACGCCCAGAACACGCUGAACCAGCUCCUCGCCAGCAGGGAGGACUUGAGACAGAAAGUCGAGGAAUGCACCCUGAAGGUCCAAGACGGGAAGUUUAAGCUGCAGGACCUGCUGGUGGUCCCCAUGCAGAGGGUGCUCAAAUACCACCUGCUCCUCAAGGAACUUCUGAGCCAUUCCACCGACCGGCCCGAGAGGCAGCAGCUCAAAGAAGCGCUGGAGGCCAUGCAGGACCUGGCAAUGUACAUAAACGAAGUUAAACGGGACAAAGAGACCCUGAAGAAAAUCAGCGAAUUUCAGAGUUCUAUAGAAAACUUGCAAGUGAAACUGGAGGAAUUUGGGAGACCAAAGAUCGACGGGGAACUGAAGGUCCGGUCCAUAGUCAACCACACCAAGCAAGACAGGUACCUGUUCCUGUUUGACAAGGUGGUCAUUGUCUGCAAGAGGAGGGGCUACAGCUACGAGCUGAAGGAGAUCAUCGAGCUGCUUUUCCACAAGAUGACCGACGACCCCAUGAACAACAAGGAUGUCAAGAAGUGGUCCUACGGCUUCUAUCUAAUUCACCUUCAAGGCAAGCAGGGCUUCCAGUUUUUCUGCAAGACGGAAGACAUGAAGAGGAAGUGGAUGGAACAGUUUGAGAUGGCCAUGUCAAACAUCAAGCCAGACAAAGCCAACGCCAACCACCACAGCUUCCAGAUGUACACGUUUGAUAAGACCACCAACUGCAAAGCCUGUAGGAUGUUCCUCAGAGGCACCUUCUACCAGGGUUACCUGUGCACCAAGUGUGGCGUCGGGGCGCACAAGGAGUGCCUGGAGGUGACCCCUCCCUGCAAAAUCAGUUCUCCUGCGGACCUGGACACCUCUGGAGCGGGGCCAGGUCCCAAGAUGGUGGCCGUGCAGAAUUACCAUGGCAACCCUGCUCCCCCCGGGAAGCCGGUGCUGACCUUCCAGACGGGCGACGUGAUUGAGCUACUGAGAGGCGACCCUGAGUCUCAGUGGUGGGAGGGUCGAUUGGUGCAAACCAGGAAGUCAGGUUACUUCCCUAGCUCGUCUGUGAAGCCCUGUCCAGUGGAUGGAAGGCCGCCCAUCAGCCGGCCGCCGUCCCGGGAUAUGGACUACGCCGCAUACCCCUGGUUUGCCGGCAACAUGGAAAGGCAGCAGACCGACAACCUGCUCAAAUCCCACGCCAGCGGGACCUACCUAAUCAGGGAGCGGCCGGCCGAGGCCGAGCGCUUUGCCAUAAGCAUCAAAUUCAAUGACGAGGUGAAGCACAUUAAGGUGGUGGAGAAGGACAGCUGGGUGCACAUCACAGAAGCCAAGAAAUUUGAAAGCCUCUUGGAGUUGGUAGAGUACUACCAGUGCCACUCGCUCAAGGAGAGCUUCAAGCAGCUGGACACCACGCUCAAGUACCCCUACAAGUCACGGGAACGCGUGGCCUCUAGGGCCUCCAGCCGGUCCCCAGCUUCCUGCGCUUCCUACAGCUUUUCUUUUCUCAGUCCUCAGGGCUCCUCCGCGCCCUUCUGGUCAGCAGUGUUCACGCCCCGCGUCAUCGGCACGGCCGUGGCCAGGUACAACUUCGCUGCCCGGGACCUGCGGGAGCUCUCGCUGCGAGAAGGCGACGUGGUGAAGAUCUACAGCCGCAUCGGUGGGGACCAGGGCUGGUGGAAGGGCGAGACCAACGGCCGGAUUGGCUGGUUUCCUUCAACGUACGUAGAAGAGGAGGGCAUCCAGUGACAGCGAGAAUGCGGACAGGACUCGCGGAUUUUCUUGGAAGAGUCGCUCCAGUGCUGAAGUCUGUCUCCAGCUCUGAGACUCAGAGGGGAAAU
Molecule: messenger RNA, 2762 nt
Organism: Balaenoptera ricei (Rice's whale)
Lineage: Eukaryota; Metazoa; Chordata; Mammalia; Artiodactyla; Balaenopteridae
Gene: VAV2
Product: vav guanine nucleotide exchange factor 2
Exons: 28
Coding region: 82-2670 (862 amino acids)
Biological process (GO): cell migration; regulation of GTPase activity; intracellular signal transduction
Cellular component (GO): cytoplasm
Molecular function (GO): protein binding; guanyl-nucleotide exchange factor activity
Source: RefSeq, a predicted model, not a curated record